UUUCCGAUUGUUCUCCUGCGCGGCUGGAGGUGUAGCCCCUAGCCGAGCUAUGGUGCCUCCGCAGAUGUGAGGAGGUUGCUGGGGACAGUUGCCUAGAUCUACUGUGAGCCAGAUUCAGGAAAAUUUUUCACUGCCAUUUGUACAAGACUGCAUUUGAUGGACCGAAGUGCCAACCUGAGAUCAGGAUUACAGAGAUCGGGAGUACGGAGAGCAGGAAUACUGAGAUCCAUAAUACGGAGAUCCAGAGUACGGAGAUGCCGAGUACAGAGAACAGGAAGACGGAGAUCCAGAAUACAGAGUGCAGGAGGGCAGAGAUCCAGAAUUCAGAGUGCAAGAGGACGGAGAUCUAGAAUACAGAGUGCAGGAGGACAGAGUUCCAGAAUACAGAGUGCAGGAGGACAGAGUUCCAGAAUACAGAGAAUGGGAACACCGAGAUCCAGAAUACAGAGUGCAGGAGGACAGAGUUCCAGAAUACAGAGAAUGGGAACACCGAGAUCCAGAGUACAGAGAUCUGGAGUAGCGAGAUCUAGAGCACAGAGAGCAGGAUUACUGAGAUACAGAAUACAAAGAAUGGGAGUACCGAGAUCCAGAACACAGAGAUCGGGAGUACAGAGAGCAGGAAUACUGAGAUCCAGAAUACAGAGAACGGGAGUGCUGAGAUCCGGAGUACCAAGAGUGGGAGUCCUGGGAGCAGGAGUACAGGGAGUGGGAGUCCUGAGAGCAGAACUACAGCGAGUGGGAGUACAGAGAGCAGGAGUACAGAGAUCCAGAGUACAGAGAGCAGGAGCACCGAGGUCCAGAGUACAGAGAGCAGGAGCAUUGAGGUCGGGAGUACAAAGAGGAGGAGCAACGAGAUCCGGAGUACAGAGAGCAGGAGCACCAAGGUCCAGACAACGGAGAACAGGAGUACAGAGAUAGAGAGUAUGGAGAUGGGGAGGACGGAGAUCGGGAGGACGGAGAUGGAGAGUAUGAAGAUCCUGAAUACAGAUACUCGGAGAACAGAGAUGAGGAGUACAAAGGGCAGGAUUAUUGAGAUCCAGUGUAUGAGAGAUUGGGAGUACAGAGCUUGGGAGUCCCCGUUGUUCAAGUAAGGGAAGACGUUGAUAAACUUCACUCCCAAUGAGUCUGAAUAAAUAAUAAAUGAAGGUCAUUUUUCAAAGCAAAGGGCACAGAACAAAGAGACAGGACUACCAGUGUUUAUUCAGCUAACACCGGGAGAUUUAAUUCACACCCCAGGCUUCAAUUUCCUCAACUAAACUGGGUUUUGGGUACGUUCUGUCUUCCAUACCUGUGCUUCUAAAUCUGAGUCGAGCAGACAGAGAAACGGCAGAGAAUCAUAGAGAAUGUGUAGGAUGUGAAGGGAGAGCCACAGUGAGUGGCUUGGAGGGCAAAGCAUGAAUGUUACAAAUCUAUUACCUAGGCACUGGGUACAUCUGUUCCACUGUCAAAAGGUGCCCUUUCCUUUCUUCUUCCUUUUAAAUCAAG
Messenger RNA from Mus pahari (shrew mouse), 1485 nucleotides. RefSeq lists its product as uncharacterized. Lineage: Eukaryota; Metazoa; Chordata; Mammalia; Rodentia; Muridae. The coding region runs from base 157 to 918 and encodes 253 amino acids. The record is from RefSeq and is a predicted model, not a curated record. The transcript has 4 exons.